UAGCAACAAUAUCUCUCACAAAAUUGACUCCACCAAAAAUUCCUAUAAAAUGAUGCAAAAGCUAAUCUCAUUUCACAAACAACACAUUGUUUUCUUUAGUAAAUUAUGGAUUUCAAGAAAACCGUUUCACUAUUAGUGGUGCUGGUGGUGCUAGUGGUGGGAUCCGAAGCUGGAGGAAUUUCAAUAUACUGGGGGCAGAACGGAAACGAAGGCACACUAGUUGCCACAUGCGCCAAAGGCAACUUCGAAUACGUGAUCAUAGCCUUCCUCUCCUCCUUUGGCAACAACCAGAAGCCGAUGCUCAACCUAGCUGGCCACUGCGACCCUUACACCCCAGGCAGCUGCACCGUGCUCACCUCCAACAUCACCUCGUGCCAGAGGAUGGGCGUCAAAGUGCUCCUCUCCAUAGGAGGCGGCGCAGGUGGCUACACCCUCACCUCAUCCCAGGAGGCGAUCCAGCUCGCCUCCUACCUAUGGGACAACUUCCUGGGCGGGAGCUCACCCUCCCGCCCACUAGGUCCCGCCGUCCUGGAUGGGGUGGACUUUGACAUUGAGGGCGGGACGAGCCGGCACUGGGAUGAGCUGGCACGGGCACUUUACAGCCAUGGAAAGGGGAGCAAGAAGAAGGUCUACUUGACCGCUGCUCCUCAAUGCCCGUAUCCGGAUGCUUGGGUCGGGGGAGCCUUGCGGACGGGUUUAUUCGACUGCGUGUGGGUGCAGUUCUACAACAAUCCACCCUGCCAGUACAGUGGUGGAGGGGUUGCGGAUCUUGAGGGAUCAUGGAAGGUUUGGACUUCGUCUAUCCAUGCAACGAAGAUAUUCUUGGGGCUGCCGGCUGCACCGGCUGCGGCUGGGAGUGGCUUCAUUCCGGUGGCGGAUCUGAAAGCGAAGGUGCUCCCUGCAAUCAAGGGCUCUACCAAGUAUGGAGGGGUUAUGCUGUGGUCUAAAUACUAUGAUGAUCAAACUGGCUACAGCUCUGCCAUUAAAAGCUAUGUUUAGAAUUACAAACCUCUGUUUUCAUGUAAUAAAAUGAGACUCGGAUCUCUGCGUGUGUUUUAUCAUGUGAAUUUACUAUAUUUUCGGAAAA
Salvia splendens (bonfire salvia) is the source of this 1087-nucleotide messenger RNA. Its product is annotated as acidic endochitinase-like. Gene Ontology annotation, molecular function: chitinase activity. Bases 106 to 999 code for a protein of 297 amino acids. The record is from RefSeq and is a predicted model, not a curated record. Gene Ontology annotation, biological process: carbohydrate metabolic process. Lineage: Eukaryota; Viridiplantae; Streptophyta; Magnoliopsida; Lamiales; Lamiaceae. The transcript has a single exon. Gene Ontology annotation, cellular component: extracellular region.